UAAAAUGGAAAGUAGCUUGGAGGAAAUUAAUGGAGUCCAAUCCACGGCGGGGAGGCCGCUGGAAUUCGAAUCCGUCUUUUCUUCUUGCUCCACUUUUUUCUUUUUCUUUUUCUUACAGUGCAUUAAUCUCCAGCUGGUUCUUCAAAUUGUAGAUUAAUCACUUUCGUACUUGAUGAUAAAUUCAGAAUUCUGAUCUCGUUUUCAGCAAUGGAGGAAGAAGCGCAAGUGCCGUCGUUUUUCCUCUGCCCGAUCUCUCUCCAACUCAUGAAGGAUCCGGUGACGCUCGCCACCGGCAUCACCUACGACCGCGACAGCAUCCAGAGAUGGUGGCAGUUAGCCGGCGGUCGCCACAACACCUGUCCAGUCUCGAACCUGACCUUGCCGGACUCAGCUCAACUCACCCCCAACCUCACUCUGCUCCGCCUGAUUCAAGCUUGGCUCGCCGCCGCCAACUCCUGUGAUACCGGCGAGACGCCUCUUCCGACGACCAAGAUUUCCCCCGUCGACGCCGCCCACGUCGCCGAGCUUCUUGACGACGCGGGGGAGCAUCCGCUCCCCGCCCUUCGCCGGCUGCGGAGCAUCGUCGCCGGAAGCGAGCACGGAAAGCGGUGCGUGGAGGAGGCCCCAGGGGCCGUUGACUUUCUCGCCUCCGUCAUCGUCGGCGAGGAAAAUGGGGACGGUUUUGAGCCGUCGACGGUUUGCGACGAGGCGCUCGGCAUUCUCCGCUCGAUCCAGGUGGGCGAACGAGGACUCGCCGAUCUGGUCGCACGAAAUCCGGGCAUCGUCGAGUCGUUGACGGCGACCCUGAGACGCCGACGCGAAGAUCGCAACCGAUCGCGAGACGACGCGGUGCAUCUGCUGAAUCAGAUACUCGGCGCGCUCCCGCGCCAUCGGCUGGCUUCCCUCGACGAGGAGCUCUUCCGCGAGGUGGUCCGCGCGCUUCAGGACCGAGUCUCCACGAAGGCGGCGCUGCACUUGCUCGUGUCUGCGAGCCGGAGCGGGCGGAACAGAGUAAAGGCUUCGCUCGCCGGCGCGGUCGGCGCGCUGGUGGAGAUUCUGCUGGAUGAGCCGGAGCGGCGGGCGUGCGAGCUGGCGCUGGUGGCGAUGGACCGGGCGUGCCGGUGCGCGGAAGGCCGCGCGGAGCUGCUAGCGCAUGCCGCGGGAGUGGCCGCGGUGGCGAAGAGGAUGCUGUGCGCGCGGGUGUCGGAGACGGCGAGCGAGAGGGCGGUGAGCGUGCUAUGGUCGGUGGCGCGGCACACGGCCACGCCGCGCGUGGUGCGGGAGAUGAUGCAGGUGGGGGCGGUGGGGAAGCUCUGCCUGGUGCUGCAGGCGGAGUACUCCGGCGAGAAGUCGAAGGAGAAGGCGAGGGACAUCUUGAAGUGGCACGCGGCGGCGUGGAGGAGAUCGCCUUGCCUCUCGCCUCACUUACAGAUUUCAUAUCCAAGUUUGUAGCAUGCCAAUCUUUACGACAAACAAACAGAGCGUUUGUUGUCUGACAUUAUGAUCAAAUUAAGUUGCUUUGUUUUUUUUUCCCUUGAUCGCAAUUUCGCAACAGUGCGAACAUUGUUAUAGUGAUUUCUUGAUAAAUAUUUAUCUAUCGAUAAUAAAAAAAAAAUUGAAAUUGUA
Molecule: messenger RNA, 1626 nt
Organism: Zingiber officinale
Lineage: Eukaryota; Viridiplantae; Streptophyta; Magnoliopsida; Zingiberales; Zingiberaceae
Product: E3 ubiquitin-protein ligase PUB23-like
Exons: 1
Coding region: 208-1452 (414 amino acids)
Biological process (GO): protein ubiquitination
Molecular function (GO): ubiquitin protein ligase activity
Source: RefSeq, a predicted model, not a curated record